Molecule: messenger RNA, 3028 nt
Organism: Hyla sarda
Lineage: Eukaryota; Metazoa; Chordata; Amphibia; Anura; Hylidae
Product: B2 bradykinin receptor-like
Exons: 3
Coding region: 380-1471 (363 amino acids)
Biological process (GO): smooth muscle contraction; G protein-coupled receptor signaling pathway; immune response
Cellular component (GO): membrane
Molecular function (GO): bradykinin receptor activity
Source: RefSeq, a predicted model, not a curated record
AGGUGGGAGCAGCCAUCUUAGAGAGAGCUGAGACUGAGGAACUAUGAGAGGAUCCUACUGUAUCCAGGGGUGGGAGCAUACUUCAGUGACCAGAACUAAGUGAAGCUGCUUGUGUCCGAGACCCUGAUCCUGUCCAGAGGAACGAGGAUUGCUUCCAGGAACAUGGAUGAGAGCUAAGGAGCAAAACAACAUAGACUGUGGGACCGCACGUUUGUUGGAGACGCAUUUGUUCUGUUCAGAGUCAUCAGCGGAUGCAGGGCAGACCCGGGGAUUCUACUGCAUCACGCACAUGGCAGAAUUUUCUGUGUGCAUCCAACAUGGAGCCCGACCACGCCUGCCACAUCAGCUAACACAGGAGUCCAAGCAAAUCUAAGAUAAGAUGAUGAGCACAGAACCCAACGGAACGAUGACAACGUUGGCUGAUAUCACAGAAACUCCAAAAAACGAAUGUCUCUAUUCUAUACUAACAUGGAAAAUAGAUGAGUGGGUCACUACCUACCAGCCCCCCUACAUGUGGUUCAUCUUCGUCUUGGGCUUUAUAGAAAACUUGUUUGUCAUCUCCGUUUUUGUCCUUCAUAAGAGUCGCUGCACAGUGACUGAGAUCUACCUGGGGAAUAUGGCGGCGGCCGAUCUGAUAUUCCUGAGCGGACUACCAUUUAUGGCUAUAUAUAUCUCCAACAAGUACCACUGGUCAUUUGGGGGCUUUAUGUGUGCAGCUGUCACCUACGUGUUUCGGCUUGACCUUUACAGCAGCAUCUACUUCCUUAUGAUGGUCAGUAUAGACAGAUAUCUGGCUCUGGUGAAGGCCACAUCCUUUAGUCGCCUGAGAAGACCUUGGUGGGCAAAGGUGAACUGUGGGAUCAUCUGGAUGUUUGCAACUGUGUUAAGCCUGCCCUAUGGGGUGUUCCGCAAGGUGGUGUUCAAGGAAGAAUUAAACACUACUGCCUGUUUUUUAGAAGCACCAAAAACAUGGUUUAUUGUCCUAAAUAUCAUCACCAAUAUUCUCGGCUUCUUAGUGCCUCUGGUUGUCACCGCCUUCUGUACAUUUAAAAUUAUUUGCUUUUUGAAGAACAACUCGAUGCAACAGUUUAAGAAAGCCAAGAAGGAGAGAAAAGCCACUCGGCUGGUCUUGUUUGUAUUCUUGCUCUUCAUAGUGUGUUGGCUCCCCUUCAAUAUCUACACAUUUCUUGACUUAUUACCAAGAUUCAAUGUCCAUUUUCCAUGUAUGGUGUCAUCCAUUUAUCGUAUGGUUUACCAUAUCUCUCUUUUCCUUGCCCUCGCUAACAGUUGUAUCAAUCCAAUCAUGUACAGUAUGAUUGGGAAUCGCUUUAGGCAAAAAACCAGAGAGGUCUACAGGAGGCUGCUAUGUAAAGGACCUGACAGAGGGAUGUCAUCAUUCCGAACAGAAGAAUCGGUCAAAUCAACACAGAUAUCUUUGUCCAUAAGAUCAUACAACAAAUCCAUUGCUUGAAUCUUGGAUUGACCUAUUGUUCUUGCCUGUGACAUUCCCAGUGUCAGGCCACCUUCUCACCCCGGCUCUCUCCAUAAGCACCAGUCUAGACUGGUAACAGUAACAUUAUCCCCCACACAGUAAAACAGAAAGAAUAUGCAAAGACAUACAUUGUUUUAAAACCCUUCACCAACUUGGAGCAGCACCCGAGCUACUUUAGGCUUCUCAUAAACUUAUGGACUGAAUAAUACUAAGACUGUUGAGACCCAUUUACCUAAUAACCAUUAUUAGUUAACCCCUCCCCUUACUCACUAACUAAAUAACAGGCAUAACAACCAUAUAACUUUUUGUGUGGGUGAAAGUCGGCCACAGCUUUUUUAUUUAUAAAUAACCAUAAAUAACCAUAAAUAACGUAUACAACAAGGCACCGAUGGCUUCUAGUCAUUCUGGGAGGUACUGUCACACCCGCCGGUGUACAGGUCUUCCCAGGUCUUCCUCUUCUUUUUUUCCGCCAGCUGUGACUUACAAACAUAAAAACAGAGAGGGAGGGAGGGACAAAUCUCUGGGUCUAAGGGACAGAGUGAGGUAAAAGGAGUAGGAGCCCAGAUAUAAAUAAGAGGGAGGGUAUAAGAAGCCUGGGAACUAAAGCAACCCCUUGAUAGGACAACUGCUCCCAGGGAGAUACCAACCGGUCACCAGGCAGAAUCAUAGGUGGGGAGGGGGCUAGCCCAUACAGCAGGGGGGAUUAUUAACGCUAAUGGCUUGUCCCAUCAUUUUAUUGGUUAGCAGCAAUAGCCCGAGAGCUGUGCUCCUCCCCACUAGCUCCAAAUACCACCGCACACUCAGUCCAUAAAAAAAAAAAAAAUUCAUGAUAGUAUAGUAUUAUAGUAAUAACUACCAGUAGGGAACACAUUACACUGCCCGUCCUGUCCGGCAAAUGUCCAGCAGAUGUUACUGCAUGUGUCCAUUCCAGCCCACAUCUCUGGGGAGGAUAAUGCUUUGUAAAAUUGCAUUGACUCCGGUUUGAUUCAUGUUCUUUAUGCCUUUGUAUCAUUAAUUUAUGUUCAUUAUGCCUAUAUACCAAUAAUGUGUUAUUAUUAGGACUGCAGUAAGAAGGACCUGCAGAGAAGUCAUGUGAUCAGCUGUGGCCAAUAGGGAUCUUCUGCCUGAAUUUAGUGACCUUUCUAGGCAUGAAGCAGUUCAGUGUAGAGGAGUGUGUGAGGAGAGAAGUAGUGUGGAGAUGUCAGUUAGUGGAGUGCUAUACAGAGUGAGGAGAGGAGUCGUGGAGUCAAGUCAAAGUUCUGCAAGUGAACAACAACACUACCUACAGAAGUUCCACCGUCCAGGAAAAGUGCAAGUCCUAAGUUGCGGGAAGAAUAAGUAAAAUUGCAGACAGUGGCCCAUUCAAGUCAGGAAUCAGAGUAGAAAGCCUCAGGCAGCUCCUGUCUAAAAAGUCUAAAGUCCAAGCCUGGUGGUAAGCUAAUUCCAUUGAUGUCAGUCAGUGUCAGUUGUCUCAAGUCUAAAAUGUAACAUCUAAAGUCUAAAGUCUCCAGUAAUUAAAGGGGCACUCUGGCCCUA